Messenger RNA from Rhagoletis zephyria (snowberry fruit fly), 451 nucleotides. RefSeq names its product putative nuclease HARBI1. Lineage: Eukaryota; Metazoa; Arthropoda; Insecta; Diptera; Tephritidae. The record is from RefSeq and is a predicted model, not a curated record.
AUGAUAAUUUGCGAUAACAAAAUGAAAAUCUGCUAUGUGAAUGCGCAGUACCCAGGAAGCCAUCACGAUUCCCAUAUAAUGAACGUCAGCAAUGCGAGAUGUUUCUUUGAGAGGAACUACUUAAAUGGUGAACGUAACACCUGGAUUUUGGGGGAUGCUGGAUACUCCUUGGAACCAUGGUUGAUGACAUCUUUCCAUUCACCUCCGCCUGGUAGCUCCGAAAGCCAUCACAACAAGAUACAUGCCAAAGCUAGAAAUAUUAUAGAAAGAACAAUUGGUCUUUCAAAAAAUAGAUUUAGAUGUCUUCUAGGCGCUCGUGAACUUCAUUACGAGCCUUCGAAGGUAUGUCAAAUCGCAAAUGUUGCAGCAGCGUUGCACAACAUUUGUAUUCAUUAUCGCGUGGUUGAUGAUGUUUCAGAAAACUUGGAACCAUAUUAUGAGAACGAAAAUA